Clunio marinus is the source of this 204-nucleotide messenger RNA. The record is from the annotation of a GenBank genome assembly. NCBI's taxonomy places the organism in Eukaryota, Metazoa, Arthropoda, Insecta, Diptera, Chironomidae.
AUGAUCGUGCCUUUGAAGCCGCAGUCUUUGAUGGAAUAUAAGCCGUUAAUGAUUCAGAUAUUGAAUACAAAAGUUAAACAUCCUCCACCCAUCAUCAUCUCCAUUAUAAAAUAUUUUCAACUCAAGCAAGUUAAAAGACUUCAACUCCAAGGGGCGGACGUUCUGGUUGAUAAUCAAUGGUCUGAAGGGAAACUUUAUUCAUAA